AUGCGCCUAUCAUCUAUGCAACGCAUGGCCACCGGCUUAUCAGCAUCACCAGCACAACUAGCAACACAACAAGCGCGGGGUCACAGUCAGAACAAUGUCGCCGCCGUCGUCGCAAGAGGUCCUUCUCUGGCAACAGUAGCCGCGAAACUUGUAUUGCUAUGUGCGGUCGGCACGGGACUUGUUGGUGGUCCCCUCGGUGUCAAUGGCCAGACCUUGACCACGGCGACGACCGCAGCAUCGGCCGCAGUAGCAUCCGCAGCUCCGUUGGAUAUCGCAACUCCGACUAGUACCACUACCGCCGAUCACCACAAGCAUGGAUACUCCUCCGACUCCGCUCCCGCCUCUGUAUCCGGGUCCGAUGUGAUCACAUCUCUGGUCAAGCCGGCUGCCGAGCCCACAACCGCCUCUGUUUGGGUUCCUGGGUUUAUGCCGCAUGACUUGGAGGAGUUGAGGGGCAGUAUUGUCAGCAGUGACGCAUCCAUGACCGCCUAUACCAUGUUCUGCGCCGAAAUACAGCCAAACUGCGCCAUGUCCGGCGAUGCUCCCUUUGUGUUCACAGAAGGCCCCAAGUCCUUCAAGUACACAGGAGUAGCGGAGCCAACAUUCUCACAAGAGAUGCACUGCAGCUUCAAUGGCACCACCUCCGCCGUCUGUGCCGGCACCUCCUCAGUUGGCUCGCGCUACGUCGUGAACGGCGUCACGGGGCCCGCGUCAACCACUUGGACAAGUACUUACAGCAGCUCCAACAUUACCUGGGCCGCCUUGACGCUCGCUACGCCCGGCCCCUUGGUUGGCACCACGGACAUUGACGGCACGGCGGUGGCGUCGGCGACUGGCGAAGAUCCUGAUAGCAUUUUGGGAAGCGAAGGGCUGUUCGCCCCCACGGGUGCGCCAAAGAACGGCGCUGCUGCGGGUUUGACGGAGAGGAUGGCUCUUUUGGGGGUUGCUGUUGCGGGUGUAGUUGGAGGGAUGUUGAUGGUUUGA
Sordaria macrospora k-hell is the source of this 984-nucleotide messenger RNA. RefSeq lists its product as uncharacterized. Lineage: Eukaryota; Fungi; Ascomycota; Sordariomycetes; Sordariales; Sordariaceae. The record is from RefSeq and is a predicted model, not a curated record.